Messenger RNA from Fonsecaea nubica, 1971 nucleotides. RefSeq lists its product as hypothetical. The record is from RefSeq and is a predicted model, not a curated record. The coding region runs from base 1 to 1971 and encodes 656 amino acids. Gene Ontology annotation, molecular function: DNA binding; zinc ion binding. Gene Ontology annotation, biological process: DNA-templated transcription. The transcript has 7 exons. Lineage: Eukaryota; Fungi; Ascomycota; Eurotiomycetes; Chaetothyriales; Herpotrichiellaceae.
AUGAGCUCGGUGCUCCCUGCACCCUCGUCCUCUUCGCUGACGACUGACGGGGUCGAGACUCAAAGCUCGUCAUGCUUUCCGUUGGGUCAGCCGUACAAGACGCCCAACCCUCCGGCAAGUUUGAACUCGAUAGCCUUGAUACCCCCCAAACCUCCCGCCUUUGCAGACAACACCUCAACGCUGGAGUGGAGUUCAGGGUACCAGCCGACGCCUUCCGACAGCGCCGACCCUGCGACCCUUGCAGAGAACAGCCCUGAACAGAUCCGAGAGCGGAGCAGUAUCUCGUCGAGUGAGACGGUGCUCAGUAGUUUCAUUAUAGGCCCCAGAUCAUUCUUGUCUAUCUGUUCGAGACCCGGAAUGCAAUGGGUCGCUAGCAAGACCGGCAGCUCGAGUUUCAACGACACAGCCAGGACAUUUACGACCUACAUCACCCGCCGGCUUAAAAUCGAGAAGAACCUGUCCAAGGAACGAAAGCCCGAGCCCGAUCAAGAGAUUGCCUGGAGGUAUACUCGAGCAUUCUUUGACGAGGCCCUCGAAUCUUCUCUCGGCAUCGUGCACCGCCCAUGGUUUGAGGCGCAACUUAGGGCACAUUUUGACGGAGCCGUGACAGAUACCGAUCCCACCUGGUAUGCGCUCCGCAACGCAGUCUACGCUUCGGGAUGUCGAAUCGAGCUCUCCAAAACCAGCACCUUCCAAGAGGCCAACCAGUCGGCGUGGGGUUAUUUUGAAAAUGCGCUGUCGGUGCAGACCGAAAUGUUGUAUUUCCGAACGUCGAUUGUCGGUGUGCAAGCUCUGACGCUGAUGGCCUACUUUACCCAAAAUAUCGCCUGCCCGUGUCUUGAAUACGUGCUCUGCGGUAUCGCGGUCCGACUUGGGAUCGCCAAAGGACUGCAUCGACAAGCUGUCGCCUCGUGGAAUCUGACCGAAUAUGAAAAUUCGCUGAGGAGUUGUUUGUUCUGGGCCAUAUAUUGCUUGGAGAAGCAGAUUGUGUGUCAAUCCGGACGCCAUUCGCUAAUCGACGACGACGACGUCAGCUGUCAAGUACCAACAUCCGCCCCUCCCGACAGCUCUGUCAACAUCGAGUACUGCAAUACAUUGAUCCGGCUGGCGCGACUUUCGUCUGUGGUCUCUAAACGACUGUCGACAGUUCAGGCCUUUCAGCAGGGCGGCGCGGCGUUGGUGAGAUCCGUCGCGGAGCUGGACGAGCAGCUCAACAUGUUGAAGCGCACCAUCGACCCGGUCAUAUGUCGGCCCAGUUCUCCCAGUCCGAGCCAGCUACCACCCGGAAUGACGAUGCAGCAGGUCAUGUAUCUCCGUGGCGCUCUCCAGAGCAUCACUCUCGAUAUUCACACCGCUUUGACCUAUCCCUGGAGUCGGAGUAUCUGUGGUAUGACACCUGAUGCUGCGUUGCGGGACCAGCUCGAGACAUCAACCCAGAUUGUGGCCGAGACGUGUCGCCAGGCGAUCCUGGCGACCGAACACAUACGAUUUGAUGCAAGCACGCCUGUUCCAUUGAGCUUUUUCGGACCCAUGUACGCGUUGAUCAACCUUUUCAUCUACAUCCUGCAAAACCCCAACCGAUACGGCAUCCAGUCGGAUCUCGCGCUCAUGGAGGUCGGUGCGGGAUACUUUGCACGGGUGAAAUUCGCGACGGCGUCCGAAAUCUCCAUCAGCUUUGCACGCGAGAUCGCCACGCUCUCCCGCGAAGCCACGGAAAGAGCACAUGGGCUGCACCCAGGCAGCACCGUCGGCGGUGGCUACGACCAGGACUUGACCUGCCUGCCGCAAAAGCUGUCGGAGAACGAGGCUGUGCCAGGCCAGUAUCUGGCCAUUGAAGACCAGCCGUUCAAUGAUCAGACCAUGGACGAUAUGGGCUCACUGUUCGACCUCGAGCUGGAAAACUGGAGCACGUUCCUCUCGACAGAUUUUCAUGGUGCCGUGGCAGGUUCUUCCAUUGGACCUCGUUAUUAG